UGUUGCGGAAAGCGAAACUGUUAUACGAGCUAAGAAAUGUUUGCGAAAAGUCGUGGCAAAAAGGUAAAGCAGAAAUAAACAAACAUUUCGGUUGAUGUUUAAAGGAGAGCGGAGAAUAUAUGCUGUGUGAGAGCGCGCACUGUAGGCGCAAACAUAUGGCGCACAACUACAAACACAGAAAGGUGUUAGAGCGCAUUCAAUAUCUUAAUAAUUACGCAUUAUAUACCGCUUUGUUUUGCGUUAAUGAAGGGAUGCGGAGGUAAAACAAAGCAUAUGCAAAAUCAGGGAAAUGACAAAACUGCUUGCAAAUAAAUAAAGACCAGAGAGAGAGUGCGAGAGAGAGUGUAUGAGUGUGAGAUGAACGCAAAAAGAUACAAAUAUACUGAACGCGUGCCGCAACUAAGUUGAGUGGAUGCUAAGAGCAAAGUAUCUGCGGUGAGUAAUAAAUUUAACAAAGUCACACACACACACACACACACAAACGCUUAAUAAGCACAAAGUCAACGACAAACAACACAAAGUGUGGUGUAUGUGCUAAAAGAAAAAUCCAUGAAUCAACAAACCGCCGAGCGCACUUAUUCAUACGCUUUCGUUAUAUAGCACGGGCACGAGCAAACCGAACGGGCGAGUAAGUGAGUGAGUGAGCGCAGCUCCGAAGGCCGUUGCUGGGUAGUCAACAGUGUGUGUUUAAUGGGGAGUGGUGGGAGUGUAGCAAAGUGGGCAGCAGCAGCAGCAGCCACAGCAACACCAAAGCAAGUAACAGCAGCGGCGCAGCGUUCACGGUACAACAACACGAAACGUUGAAAUACAUCGCUGGCCGUGCGAUUACUGCUGUCUCGAAAAUAUUCAGUCGAAAAGUUACUCUUUUAGUGUGCGGCCGCUCCGUAAGUAAAUCGUAAGACUACGCAGUUAAAACGCGUCUCAAGUGUAAUAUUGAACGGUACGGUUAUUUUGCCCAUACCUAAUCUAGCGCAAAAUCGCUUAAGUUGGCUUGAUGAAAAGUGAUUUUGUUUCCACCAACAACAGCUGUUUGGAGUGGCAACUAGAUUUUGCAAAAGUGUUGCAGGAAAAAAAAAUAAAUCUCAACAAAAAUUUGCCAAUAACAACAGCAACACGAAACCCGAGUGCAAAGUAAUGAAAAGUCGAUGUCGUUUGAUACGUGCCAAGUAGCAACAACAACAACAAUGGCGCAUAUGUGAAGUGAGCGAAUGCGUGUGUACGCGAAGUGCUGUGGUGAAGAGCGCGAAGCACCAACGAAAUACACUACUGUGGCUGUGGUGCUGAGAGAGCGUGCUGCGCGCGAUUACUUCAAUUCGUUUAACUAGGCGAUUGAAUACGUUACGAUACAUUGUAUAUUGGCGAGUGUGUAGAUUUCGCUUGUGCUUAGGUUAAAAGCAACAAAAUAUAUCUUUGUUAUUAAAAGUUAUUCGCAAGGCAGUGUGAAUUCCAAGUUGAAAAUUGCUUUACAAUAGAAUAUACACAGAAGCAAGUAUGUGUGUGUGUGUGCAUUUCGUGAGCAGUGAAAAUGAAAAUAAUUGCAGUGAUGAAAGUAAAUAAGCAUUAACCACAAUUUAUUUGCGGUCAAACGCCCGACAGCGCCAACGAAUAUUCGCAAAAUUCGUUGACGAAACGUGUGCUUCUUCUUCUUAUUUGCGGCAGCAGCAGCAGCAGCGACUGCGCUGGUGUGCGUGUGUGCGGCAUACAGGUGCAAGUGUACGCGCGUAUUUCGCAGUUAUACAUCACUACACACGUAUAUAUCCAUAUAAUAUAUGAAUACGUAGCUAUAGUACGACGCCAGCCUGUGUUCGUGUUCGCAUAGAAGUUGCCAGCGCAAAGCAGUGGCAAAUCGGGCAACUAACCAGCGAAACAAGCAACCAGUCAGCCAACUCACGACUGUAACCAACCAACCAACCAACCAGCCAACCCAUACCCGUAUCAAAAUCGCAUUGCCCAAUUUUUGUAUUGCUUCAUCGGCGCGGCGUAUAGAAGCUGAAAUCGAGUUGAAAACCUAUUGCUUGACGUGUUCGCAUUUUGAAAGUAUCUCAUAGAUACCAUUUGUUUGUUGCUCGUCCGUCGUUUUUGUUUUUUUCUGGCUUUUUUGCGCAACCUCAAGCCAACAGUGUUUUGAAUUUGUUGUUGUCGGUUUUAUCGACAAAACGGCCGACAACUUGAAGUGGAAAUAGAGCUCGAAUAUACAAAAAUUGAAAAAAAACGAAAAAAAUAAAAUAUAGAAAGUGAGGUGAAUGCGACGCGAAACAAGUCGGUACGAAAAAAAAGUGUGUGUUUGUGCAAAGAAAGUGCCAAACAAAACAAAAUCAUUAAUAAAAGUCAGUUGAAAAUCCAAUAAAAAAGUCGCGUGCUCAGCAAAUGAGAGGUGAAAAUCAUUGCAAAGUGCAGAGAGAAAGCGUUUUUUGCAACACCCAAGAAGCGGCGAUCAAAGCAGAUAGCGUAAUAACAAAAAAAACAACAACAAACGUGCACUACAAAGCCAACGUUAGCAACAGUGGCAGUGGCAGAUGUGUAAUAUGCAUACAUACAUAAUAAAAAAAUAUGUAUGUAUGCAUGUGUAUGUGUAGCAACGCAAAUUUGCAGCAUAAUAAAAUAUGCAAUAAAAUUUGAAGGCCAAUAAAAGCAUCAAAAGCUGAUUAAAUAUUCAAAUAAUCAAAACAAACAGCAUAAUUACAUUGGAAUAACAACAAAUAUUUAAUAUUAAACAGUGAAAUUAAUUAUAAAAGUUAUAUGCAAGUGAAAAUUGUUAAUAAAAUUAAAUAGAAAUAUUAAAAAACCGAUAAGGUUAUUAAAAAAAAUAGUUUUGGUCAGUUUUGAAAAUAUACAAAUACACAGUGAAUACAAAAUACGCAAGUACAAGUGUUUACCAAUUAUAAAUAAAUUUCGAAUUAUGCUUCAAGCGUGCAAGUGUGAAAAAAAGUUUAAACAGUAACGGAAACAGUGCAAAUUUAAACAAAGUUGUUGUUUUAAUAUUAAUCAAUAAAAACGUGUUAUGAAAUAGAAGAAACCGCAAAGCUAUUUGAGAACAAUACGUGUUUCAAAAGGAAAAUAUUCGAGAGAAAGCAACGUGGGAUGAAUAUGUUUAAUUUAUAAGAAUUACGGAAAAUUCGAUUAACACGAUUUGCGGUGUAACAACAAAGCAAAAUGGCUGUCAUUAUGAAGUUGUCUACUUGGAAUUGUGCUGGUCACAGCGUUAAUGCAACAACAGUGUCAUGCCACAUAUAUGCACCUGCAAUCAACAGCAAGACCGUGAGCGCCGUUAAUUACAAUUGCAAAGAUGAGGCCACCAGCCAUGCAAACAGCCGCGUUGCAGCCGAAUAAUGAGCUGCACAACGACACACAGCGACAGCGUUUACUACAACAGCAACAACAGAACUUAGCACACCUUCCGCUACACUUGCGACAACAACAGCCGCAGCAGCUACAGCUACAACUGCAAUUCCAGCAGCAACAACAACAACCGCAAACCACACUACUCAACCAGUCGAGUUACGAUCCAACAGCGGCGGCGACAGCGCAACAAGCGCGCAACAAAUACUACUUCGAGCAACACGAGUUCACAGUCGACAAACCGUUGAAUUUUGUUGCGACCACAACAACAGCGUCCGCGAAAGAGGCUGUGAAUCUGAAUGCGCGCCGAAGUUCCGUAGCGUCCAUUAGGCUGCCCCUAGUCGAUGAGAAGUCUAGGCAGGAGCAAUUACUGCAACGCCAACACGCGCAGCCACAAGCGCAGCCGCAACCGCAGGGCGCCAGUCUUGAUUGCAUACAAUUGCUGGACUUGAGCACUUCACCGCCACAUGAGCCAAUCUAUCCGUUGCAAGGUAGCGUAUCUGCGUACUUGCCACAACGGUCUUUAGCGGAUGUGCCACCGCCAUAUCGACGCGCCUCCGCAGCCAGUGUGGCACCAGUGCCAACGCAUCGCGCCUCCUACGCCAGCCAGUACUCGCGCUCAUCGUCGAGUGAGGACGGUUCGAUAGGCGGCGUUAACGCUGCGCCCUACCCGAACUCAUAUACGCGCGCCAACAGCGCAUUCGAUGACGCGGCUGAGCAUUUCAUAAUCAACUUUCCAGCCGCAGACUCACCGUCACACAAUCAGAACGAUUGCGUUAUAAAUUUGCCGCUCUCCGAGACCGAACCGUUGCUAACGAACAUCGAGGCCACAGUUGCGGAUAAGCAGCGCUCCAUACGUCUGCCGAAGAGUAGUGCCUCAUUGAUAUUCACGAAGAAGGAUCUGUUGCCGCAACGCACCGCGUCUGUGGCGCCCUACCAAGCUGCCAAUACGAAUAAUAAUUGCGCGACGCAGCAAAAACAACAACAAACAAAGCAACCGAAACCCAAUCAACCGAAGCAACAACAACAGCAGCAGCAACAACAGCAGUUGCAUCAUAGUCUGAGUUUGCGCUCCGCUAACGAGUACGCGACGCGCAAACCCGUCAAGCAUCUACCAGCCUCAUAUCAGCAGCAUCAACCACAACAACAACAGCUGCAGCAGCAACGACGUAGUUUACAAUUAAAUUACAACAACAAUCUGGUAACCACAUCCACGUGCUGCAGCGCGAACAACAACUACUGCAGCAGCGCCACGGGCAAGGGUGUGAGAGCGCCCAGCGCCAACGCCGGUGGCGGUGGCAGCAAGAGUGUUGGUGCUGUUUUGCAUAAACAUCAUCAGCCGAGCGCUGCAUUAAGCGCCACAGUGGCAAAGGCAGAAGAACAACAACAACAGCAACAAGCCGGUCAAAUUAACACAAACACGGCUGCGACAACGCGCAAGCAACACGCGUACUCCUGGUACGCCCCCGUCUACACAGCACUCGAGGAGGAACUGGAACAGGAUUCUAGAGAUUCUUCGCCAAUCCACAACCUGGCCAACACAAAGAAACAACACCUCAACCACUACCAACAGCAACGGUCCUCACACAACUCCUCGACGGCGGCCGACAAUGAGACCGUUGCGCUGCUAGAGACGCGCAACCAAGUCAACAUACAGGCGCAACUGCAUGCGCAGGCCAACAGCCACGCCCAUGCGGCCAAAGACGGCAACGACAUCAGUGCUGUUGGUGGCGGUAACGGCGUUGGAAGUGGCAGUGGUGUCGGAGUUGCACGCAACGCGAAGUACGAAGCGAAAUACGCAGGCCUGGCGCGACGUACAAAUGGUGGCGGACCGCAAGCGCCCACAACAUUACCGCUGUCGAAUGCACAUAAUGCUACUAUGCAGGCCGAGAUGUCCGGAGGCGAGAGCGGCUACACAGACGCGCAAACAACAGCGCCGAUGAACGGCUUUGAUGGCGAUGUUGGGUUGGUGAACUCACUCGGUGGCACGUUGCCGCCACGCAGGCGCAUAGAGAACUUUCUGAAAUCGCUGGUUGGACGCAAGUCGUCCAGUGCGCGCAGCAAUAGCGGCAAUUCGAUCAAUGGUGGCAAUGUGGAUGUGCUGAAUUGUCGCGCAGAAAAUAUUGUUUCGCAACAGCCGAUGCCCUCAUCGCCAGAGAUCAAGAUUACGCGAACGCCAUCGGAACAGAACAUGGUGCUGUUACGUGAAACGUCGCAACGCGGGCGUCAAUAUAAGCAACAAUUGGCGGCGGCGCAAGAGCAGCGAAAGAGCGAUUGUGGUGGCGGCGACAAGCUAACCGUGAAUGGUGCAACGCAGGGUAGCACAUCAUCGCUGAAUGUGGUGCAACAGAAAUUGUGGAAUAUCAUGCGGCGCGAGGGCAGCGCGGCCAGCUUGUACAACGAGAAGUCGCACUCGAUCGUGCAGUACCGCGGCCUGCGCAAGUGUGAGACUGUAUUGGCGCUGACGCGGCAAACCAACUCGCUGUGCUCGCCCAUAUUUGGCGGCAGCGCGGCGGCACAUGUGGGCGCCAGCGGCAGAAACAAUGGAAGCGCCAAUAAUGGCGGCGCUGGUGUAGCGCGGCACAAUAGCUGUAGCGCCGGUGGUGGCGGUAGCGCGUGCGGCGGCAUGAGGCGCACACAUACCACUGGCAGCGGCAUCUUCAGCACAAGUGGCGUCGAACAAAUACGCCCGCUAAAUCGGCUGCGGAACAGCGUGACGAGUAUCAAUGCCGCAGCGACAUGCUCGCGCUGUUCAAGUUUGCUAUCGCUGGCCGCUUCCGGAUCGCGCUACUCACUCAAUGUGGCGGCGAAUGCAGGCGCUGCAAGCGCGUUCGCACCGACUACUGCGACGCAAAUGCACACAUCCGCUUCUCAACAACAGCUGCAAGCGCUGGCAGCAACGCUUGAUUACAAGCCGCCACCACACUCUUCACAACAACAUCAACAACAGCGCGAACGCAAAAUUAGCAACGUAAGCAGUAGUCAGUUAAAUAGUAGUAAUUAUAUUGUAUUAAGUAGUAAUCGCAUUGCUGAUACCACUGUCGUCGAGCACAAUGCCGGUGGCAGCGGUGCCGGCAACAGUAGCAGUGGUAAUUGUUCCCGUAAAAGCUCGGCCGAUGCGCCAAGUACGCACAGCGCGAGCAGCAUCACACCGCCGUCCAAUAUGACCACGGCUACGCUCACCUCAAGCAUCACAUCGCCGCAUGCCAGCACACCCACAACGCCCGUAGCAGCAGCAACAGCAACAGCUUACGCGUCAGUUGCAGCCAGCGUAGUCGCACCAGAUACACUAGUAAUCACACCCACCGCCAACGCCCCGCAAGCACCGAUAGCAAUGUCUCCGUACACGGCCAACAACACUAACAACAGCAACACCUCAGGCAUACUCGUCGAUCUGCCCUCAUCGCCGACCUCGCCAACAUCGGUCGCUUCGUCGGCUGGCACACCAUGCACCUCCGCCUCCUGCUCAUCGGCCACCACGCCCGCACCCACCUACGCAUUGCCGCCAACAUCGCAAACAUAUCCCUUCACCAUAACCUCCCUACUGGCGAUGUCAAAGACAACAAUGGAACGCGAUGCCGGCGGACGCUGUGCGGGCGGUGCGGAUGACGAAGAUGUCGCUUUGACGAUAAAAAUUUCAUCUGCGGGCAAAGGUCCAACGGACAUUGUCGACGGCAGACACUAUGCGGCACCGGCAGCACUGCCGUUCAAACAUUUCGAGCCCUUCACGUGCAAGCUGUGUUUGGUAGAUGUAGAAGCGAAGGAGGAGGCCACCACGCUGCAGCAAUGCGGCUGCGAAUUUUGCACUGAGUGCAUGAAGGCCUAUGUGGACUUCGAAAUUACCGAAGGCGCUUACGAGAUCUCGUGUCCCGAUGCUCAAUGCCCGGCGCAAGGCAUUAUGACACUACCCGAAAUCGCCAACUUGACGACGACCAAUCUGAUGAAGAAGCAUCAUCGAUACCGACUCAAUAAAGAAAUCGAAAUGGAUAAGACGCGCACCUGGUGUCCGCGUGCUGGCUGCGAAACGGUUUGCCUCGUCGGCGUAGGUCCACAUUCCGAUGCCACACCGUCCACCUCGACCGGCGGUGGCAGCGGUGGCACGCACACAGCCACUUUCACUGACAGCCAAGGCGCACAACAGUCGCUCUGCGCCGUGCAGUGUCCGUCGUGCAAAGAUGAGUUUUGCUCGGCCUGCAAGAAGGCGUGGCAUCCGAACAUGACUUGCGAGGAGAACAGUCGUCGCUUGGUGGCGGACGGCCAGGAUGACAUUGGCAUACCCUUCGACAAUGACCUCAUCAAGUGUUGUCCCAUGUGCGCUGUGCCCAUCGAGAAGGACGAGGGUUGCGCGCAGAUGAUGUGCAAACGUUGCAAGCACGUCUUCUGCUGGUACUGUCUGGCCAGUUUGGAUGACGACUUUCUGUUGCGUCACUAUGAUCGUGGUCCAUGUAAGAACAAGCUCGGACAUUCCCGUGCCUCUGUGGUGUGGCACAGAGCACAAGUGAUUGGCAUUUUUGCCGGCUUCGGUAUAUUGCUGUUGGUCGCUUCACCACUGCUACUGCUGGCGGCACCCUGUAUUAUAUGUUGUAAAUGUCGUAGUUGUAGCGGUGCACGGAUCGAUGAGGGUGAUGCCGAGCUGGACGAGGCGACAGCGUUACAAAGUCUUUAGAAGGCAUCGACGCACCGAAAACCCGAAUUUGGACCAAAAAUCUAAGGCACUAUCGAACUAACAGAAUGCUCUGAAGUUCUUCUUAUCACACAACGGGAAAAUAUUUAAAGUAAAAAGAGUCACUUGCGAACCACUUUUUAGCUGAUUUUAUAUAAUAUUUAUAACAACACUAAUAUCAGUACCUAUGUAUGUAUGUGUAUGUGUACAUAGUUAUAAAAAAGUAAAAUCGUGUACAGAGAAUAAGCAAAAUCCUUAACCGGCUUAACAAAGUUAUUUGUUUUAAAUCAUAAAUGUGUUGCAAUGUGCAUAAAAGCGAAAUCCCAAAAAAAUUAAAACAAUAUUUUUCACUUCCGAUAUGCAAUAAACAACAACAAACCAAACACAAAGAAUAGCGCAUGUUGGAUUACCGGGGAUUUGUGGAGGGAUCAAUGCUGAUUGGUUAUUUGUUUUCCUGCAUUACAUAAUUAACGGAUUCAAGCAAAUAGCUGCACAGGCUUAUAUGUUAUGUGCAUAUUUUUUAAAUAUGUAAAGCGCAGACUGGAUUGUUGAGCGGUAUAUUUGAUUUGUUUUUUUUUUUUUGCUAGCCAAGCGUUUUUAUACAAUUUUAUUUAUGCUAAAAUAUUUAUUUUUAAAUUUCCUAAAAGCAAUUUUCUAGUUUUUAUUGAAAGAAAAUUAUUUUAAUUAUUUUUUUUUUUUUUGCGAACCACGAAAUUUUAACAAAACUCAUUUUUUUAUAAAUUUUUAAAUAUUGUUUUUUUUACAUAUUUUUUGGAAAUUUAUAUAAUUCUAUUUCGACAUAAAAUUUUGAUUUUUAUUUACAUUUUGUUAAUUAUUAAUAUAAUUUUUUUUUUGGCUCUUUCGAAGUAUAAAAAAGUCCGCAUAACAACAAAUUAAUCGCAUUAAAUAAUUUACAUAGGACUUAUGUACAUUAGGAUGGUCUUUAAGAAAUCAAUUUGUUAAUCCUUUUUUGCUGGUUAUUUCGCAGCAACAAAAAGUCUGCAUAACAACAUAUUAAUCGCAUUACAUAUUUUACACAUGUGCAUUAGGGUGGUGCUUAAAAAAUCAAAGUAAUGAAUUAUUCUGUUCCUCGUACUUAAACUAUACUAAAACGCAUAUAACUGAAAUAUGUUCUUUGUUAUGCUUUUUAUUAAAUCGAUUCAGGCGUAUCAAAGUAGGUAACAAUUCGGAUUACCCUAUCUACAUACAAUUGAGUUUUAAAUUAUAUGUUAAAUGAUAUCUCUGAAUAUACAUAUGUAAUAAGUUUGAGAAUUGGAAAAUUUGAUGCGAAACUGUACUUUUUAUAUUUAAGUACCACCCUAACAUUUUCAUUUAUCACUUGAAAUAUUUUUUUUUUUUGUUUUUGAAAGAAUUAACAAAAAAAUAAAAUUUUUUUAAAAUAUUGCCAAAGUGUUUAUUUUAAACAAAUUUUAGUUACAUAGUCGCGAAAAAGGCAUUAAAAAUAAAAACAAAAUAUUUUUUUCUCAGUGUAUCAUCAACGACCGCUAUAUUUAGCAGUUAAUUAGUCAAAGUAUAUCUAAUAGAUUGCGUAAUUGAAAAAUUUGUUGCAAAAUUGUACUUUUUAAAUUUAAGUACCACCCUAACAUUUGUAUGUAUUCCUUGAAAUAUUUUUUUUUGUAAACAAAUUUCAUGAAAAUUGCCAAAAUGUUUAUUUGAAACUAAAUUACGACAAAUAGUCGCGAAAAAUGUAUAGAAAACUUUCAAAAAUCAAAAAAAAAAUGUUUUUUUUUUUUUCAGUGGACCCUCAAUGACUCACAUAUUUGGGAGUUACUUAGUUAAAAGAAUUAGAUUUUGAAAAAAAAAAAAUUUUGUAAUUUUUUGAAAAAUUUGAAAACGAGUAAAAUUAAAAAAAAAAAAUUACAAAAAAAAUCAAAAAUUUUUUCAAAAAAAAAUUUUCAAAAAAUGUUUACAAAAAAAAAUUUCAAAACACUUUUUUUAAUUACUUUAAAAAAUAAAAAACGAACAAAAUUUUCAAUUUUUUUUUUGAAAAAUUUCAAACACCUUUUUUUAAUUAAUUACUAUCAAUAAAACGUAAAAAUUUGAAUUUAAAAUAUAUAAACGCUUUACAGUAAAAAAAUCUGUUAGUUACAAAGAUAAAAAUAAAAAAUAAAUAUUAACAGUGUACCCUCAGCAAUCCACACAUAUGAGCUCAACAAGCGCGCUAUUUCUUUGCUUAAACAAAUCUUGUACUAACUGCAUUGUACUUUGAGGUGUACGCUAACGGUACUCCACCAAAGAGUACACACGAGCGAUUAUUAUUCUCAUUGCAGCGGCAGUGUUGAGCGCAGAAGACCAACUUAGACAUUAGGGUGUUACAAAUGCAGUAUAUUGUAUGAUUAAAUGCAUGUAGGUGUAUGUGCAUAUGUAUAUAUACACAUGCGUAUAUAUGUAUAUGUGCUUAGGUAUGUAUUAUACGUUGAGUAUGCAUUAUGCGUUAACUAAAUUGUGAUAUUUACAGUGAUUCGAUUUGUAAUGAAUGUUUUUUUUAUAUUUGUUCGCGCAAAUCGAUAACUAAAAUAAAGUUAAAGGAACGCGAAUACUAUGAUUUGCUUUGUUGAAAAUGAGAAAGAAAAACAAAGAAUGAAAUGCUGAAAAAUUUAUGAAGUUUGUGUUUGUUAUUUAAAAAAUAAACGAAAAGUUGUCAAACACAAGCGACUUGCGUGCAGAAAAAAACCCUUAGUACAAUCCAAGCUUGAAAUAACUUUCUACAAAAAUGCUUUGCCAAAUACUGCAAAUGUUUUCGAAAGUGAAAUAUUAAAAGAAUUAUUUGAUUUGUGUUGAAAGCAUUUUAAUGUUACACAAUUGUACAGAGAGCACUCGUUUUUUAUAUAUGAAAAAUAUAUAUAAAAUAAAAAAUAAGAAUAAAUUUGAGUUUUAUUAACAAACGAUUUAAGUAUUUAUAUUAAAUAUUACUAAAUGAAAGCUUUUUUGAUUUGUUGUUUGUAUAUAACAAGGAAAUAUAGUAUAUAUAUAGCAUAUAACAACUUUCGUCUACAUUUUCAAACAUUAUUUAUGAGAGCAACUGUAUAAACAUGAGGGUGUGCGUUAUUUCCCAAGUUUUUUUUUUGUUAGCAAGUUUCAGUUUUUGCUCUUAACAACGUUAUGCAACGGAAACAAACUUUUUAUUUGCAAUUUAAACUGGGCCGAAAUCAUAUUUCGCUUCACAUGUAGAUAACUCUAUGGUGUCUUUGAUAUUUUCCAUAAAAAAAUGCACUAACAAUUUUAGAAAGAUAAUAUUCUAAUAAAAAAUUUAGCGUGCUACAAAAAAGCUCUUAAUAAUUUUUUCCAUAAAAUUACUCAUUUUAUAGUUAUGCGCCGUUAAAGUUAUGCUUCAAAUGUACUGAUCGUUUUUACGAGUGAAUAAUGCUUACUGCGUUACUCAUACGCCAUGGUGCUCAAUGCUUGCUCAGUGCUCUCGUAUAAAUGCUCAGUUCAUUUGAUGUAUGACUUUAACUGCGUAUAACUUAUAAACGAGUGGUUUUAUGGAAAAAUUCAUUAAGAGCUUUUUUGAAGAGAAUAGAAUUUAGUAUCAGAAUAUAAUAUUUUUAAAAUUGUAGAGUUAUACGUUUUGGAGUUAAAAUAUUUAUUACAAAAACUAAAACAAAAACCAUGAAAAAUGUAUGGGAAAAGAAUUAUGAUUUAGACAAGGUUUAAAUUGAAAAAAAAAAAUGUUUUUUGCUGCAUAACGUUUUUAAGUGCAAAAACUGUAAAUUCAGGUGACGUUUGGAAAGAAAAUAAACUUGGAAAAUAAUGGACAACUUUAUAUGGAUACAUAAACUAUAUAUGUAUGUAACUAACGACACAAAAAUUUUGAAAUGUAAUAAAAAAAUAAAACAAAAAUAUUAAACAGCUCUACUUUUAAUUAACUGUAAACUAUAAAGUAUUACCACACUACACAUACUCUGAAAGGUAAUUUUAUUUUAUUAUAACCGUUAAACUUUCGAAAGCGCAUAAACGCUGUUAUUUAAUCCUUAUAGUAGCACUACGAAAAUAUAAGCGCAAAAAUAAAGCACCGCAACAAAAAAAAAUAUAUUUAAAUUUAUAUAU
Molecule: messenger RNA, 12070 nt
Organism: Bactrocera dorsalis (oriental fruit fly)
Lineage: Eukaryota; Metazoa; Arthropoda; Insecta; Diptera; Tephritidae
Exons: 9
Coding region: 3287-8005 (1572 amino acids)
Biological process (GO): protein polyubiquitination; positive regulation of proteasomal ubiquitin-dependent protein catabolic process; ubiquitin-dependent protein catabolic process
Cellular component (GO): ubiquitin ligase complex; cytoplasm
Molecular function (GO): zinc ion binding; ubiquitin protein ligase activity; ubiquitin conjugating enzyme binding
Source: RefSeq, a predicted model, not a curated record